GGAGAGCGCGCUGCGGUCGCAGUAGGACACCAGCCUCCACAGCAGAACCAGCAGAGACUGAAGACCAGAAGACCAGAAGCUCCCGGACUCUGAGCUCCAGCAGCUGAUGGGGAGCGGAGACCUGCUGGGCCGCAGCGGGGGCGCCUUCACCGGACACCAGCGCUCCGUGUUCCCCCUGCAGGAUUAACUCUUCACCAUGGCUCCAAAACACGCGCUCCUCUCCGGCGGCGGCCCCGGGGCUGGAGGAGACCCCCCCCGCGGGUCCUGGACCCGGGACCCGGGGAUGGUGGCCGUGUGUCCGCGGACCGGGAGGAGGACGCGGCGGGCCGGGCUGCCGGCCCGGUGGUCGGUGACCGUCGGUACCGUGAUGGUGCUGAUGCUGCAGAGCUGCCUGGCUGCUGACGCUGAGGGAGUUCACCACGUGUCGAUGAGAAGGGCUCUCCUGCCUCUGGACCCCGCAGCACCCCCCAACCGCCCAGCCGUCCCCCCACCUGGAGGCAGAGCUGGACCAGUAAAAGAUGCGACUGAUGGGAGUGAUGGACCCAGAGCCGGACCCAGAGCCGGACCCAGAGCCGGACCCAGAGCCGGACCCAGAGCCUGGCCCGAGGGUAAAGUGUUUGCCGAGGCCAGGGCGGCGGUGUGGACUGAAACAGAAGCAGCGGUCCGUGCUGGGGCAGGGGGCAAAGUCUUUGCAGAGACGGGGAUCAUGAGAGGAACCGGCGCCUGGGCUGAGGUCGGGGCUGAGUGGAGUCCGGUGAAUGAAGGAGGAGAUCUGGCGAGCAUGAGCAGGGACCCUGCUGCCUGGCUGGGACAGCAGAGGGGAAGAGGCCUCCGGCAGCCGGCAGCCUUCUCAUCGGUCCCCACAAUGCUGGAGGAGACAGUGGAGCUGGGGAAACCUUUAGGACUGCUGUCGAAAGCUGCUUGGGCCAAAAGCUCCUCUUUAUCCUCCUCCAAGACCUCCUCCUCUACAACAAAAUCAUCCACUUUGCCUUCCUCCUCCUCUCCCUCCAACCCUCCAGCCAGUAAAAGAGACAGUCAGACAGCCAGACCAGACAACGUCUCUCUGGUUGUCGUCAACAGCAACUCCUCCAGCAGCAAUAGCAGCUCCACUCUGGAGGAGUCGGUGAGCAGCCUGCCGGCCUGGGACCUCCCCACCGUCCCCGAGUCGCUGCUGUCCACGGUGGGCGACCAUGAUGUCACACUUCCUGCCAACGUCACCAGCCCUUUCUCCACCCACCAGUGGAACACCACCAUGCCUGUGCGCACCAGAAACACCUCACAGCCCACGACCACGUCCCCCACCACCAUGAGCACAUCUCCACCACCUGCCUACACCACCUCAACUCUGCCGCUGUCCACCACAGCGAGAGCACCAACGCCGCCGGAGUCCACCACAGUUUCUCACUCUACAAGCCAGGACACUGUGACCAACGACAGCCUUCAGCUGACGACGGUAACCACGACGACACCCUCAACGACCACUCUGACUGUGACCGCCGCUGCCAUGGUAACCCAGGCGGCGACCACAGGGAGCACUGUAACCGUCUCACCAAAUACCACCGCUGCUACGACCUCACAGCAAACAACCAGCCUCAAACCGACCCCAGCAGCUACGACUCAGCCAACGACCACUUCUACAACCACACCUGCCACUACAACUACUACAACUACUACUACUACUACUAGUACUACUACUACUACUACUACCAUGGCCCCCACCACCACCACCACCACCACCACUGCUCCUCCUCCAACCACCACUACCACUACUACCCCUGCACCUACAACUACUGUCGCUCCCACCACCACUACGACCACAACAACCACCACUACAAAGGCACCGACCACAACUCUGUUCAUCCCCAUGGAAACCAUGUCGCCUCCCACCACCACCACCACUGAAGCUCCAUCCAGUACCAGCGCAGAGGAAGGACCACUACCAUGCAAUGUGACCGAGAAGUACUGGGUCAGAACAGUUCUGUCCAUCGAGCUCCGUAGGAACCGGCUGGAUCUGAUCCUGAAACAGAACCUGUCUAAAGGACUGAGCCACGCCCUGCAGAGAGCCCUGAACGACUCCACAGCCCAGGCCCAGGUGGAGCAUGAUGACUGCAGCCCCCACAACGUGACGCUGGGUUACUACGUGACAAGCGGUAAGACGGUCUUCAUCUCCUCGCUGGUCAUGGAGGCGCUGCAUGUUUACGGCUUCGACAAGCUGCUGUCAGACAUCCGGCAGCACACGCCGCUGGUCAGAGCCGUCCUGGUUCCUGUCGCUGCCUGGACGCCUGCUCCCAGCGUCCACCUGCAGCUCAAAACAGUGCUGAGGUUCGUGGGCCCAACAGACAACAUCUACUCCUGCAGCUUCGUCCAGAUGUUGGAGCACCGGCUGGAGAACGCCUUCGACGAGGCUCAGGACAAAGUGCUGGAGACCUACAACAGGCUCACUGUGGAGAUCCAGAGUGUGUCCCAGGAGUCUGGCUCUCCAUCGGUCUCUCUGGUCUACGUGGUGAAGAACCAGGAUGCAAUCCUCAACGGGACCAUCUCCAGCGGCCUCCUCAACCAGCUGACCGCCGAGCUGGUGGGCUACUUCCUGUUCUACCCACCCAUGGUCAUCGCUGAGCCCCUUGAAUACCACAAUCUCAACACGUCGAUGGCAACCAAGAACUACUGGGUGAUAACAGUGAUCCAGGACGUAGACAGCUCCUCCCUGGAGGCCAACUACCAGAGCUUUGCCAGCCUGAUGGAGCAGCGCCUGGCGGAGCUCCUGCAGGUGGCCGGCAGGCAGGGACCCCGUACGGCACGCGCUCGGAGGGCCACCACCGUGGGGAGCUACACCGUACAGAUGGUGAGCAUGCGGCGGCUGCCCGGUCCCAAGAACCCGGCGGAGAUGACCUACUACGCCCAGCUGAACGGAGCCCCCAUCACCGGGUCCACUGCUGCCAAGACCCUCAGCAGCCUGGACUCCCAGACCAUGGCCCUCACCCUGGGGUACUUCGUCCAAGUCCAGGCUGAACCGGUGGUGAAGACUCCGCCCAGCAACCUGUGGAUCAUGGCCGUGCUGACGCCUCUCUUCCUGCUGCUGGUGGUCAUCGGCAUGGUGGCCUUCAUCCUCUGUAAGAGGAACAGGGUCAUCUUCAAAACCGGAGCCUUCAGGAGCUUCAAGACCCGCUCCAAGACGUCGUAUCGGAGGGAGGGCAGUUACCACCACCAGCCUGUCCAGGGCUUCGACUACGCCAAGAAGCACAUGGGUCGGACGGGUGACGAGACCGUCUCCAUCACCAAGGAGACGCUGGUGCUGGGGCUGCCGGUACGAGACGCUCCACUGUCGCUGUCGCUGGAUAAAAAGGUCCACCAGGACGGGACCGCCAGCAAGAGGCCUCCAUCUGCUGACAUACACAAAGGAGGGCGGUUGCCAAGCGAAGAGGACGGCUCGGUGUCGAGUAACGGCUCCGGGAAGCUGAACACGAGUAAGAGCUCCUCGGCCCGCAGGACGGCCACCGGCAGCAGCAGCAAGAACGGCAAGGAGGAGCUGCACAAGAGGAGCACCAACGACCCGUAUGAAGACCAUUCAGGCUCUCUGCGUCUCAUCACCAUUAAACCAAUGACUGCUCAGCCAACCUACUCCUACCCCUCCUCCUCCUCUCACAGCCAGGACUCGGUGGUCCUCAACGGGGAGGCGAACCACAGCGGGCUGAAGCAGAAGUCGGACAUCGAGCACUACAGGAACAAACUGCGGCAGAAGGCCAGGAGGAAAGGCUACGGAGAGUUCUCUCUGUCCGAGACCGGCAGCCACGGCUACGGCCGCCACGACAACAGGCACGGUCGCCACGACAACGGGGUCAAGGAGCCAAUGACGGCUGAGGAGAAGAGGGCCUCGUUCGCAGGAUGUCAUAAGAGGUACUCCCACCCCCGGGAGCCCACCUACUGGAGCCGGCAGUCCCUGAGCAGCCCCAGCCCCGUGGAGACGGAGAUGGACCUGCUGGUGCUGAGAGAACGAUCCAGGAGAGGAAUCAGGAACAACGGCUACGACGCUGAGGCGGAGCCGUUUGAGGAGACCAACGUGGACCGUCUGAUGAGCUCUCUGGGUUACGGAGGCGGGUCGACCGGGACCGGCAGCUUGGGGGUCAAAGGUCACCGCGGCUCCGACUCCUCCACGCUCAGCUCCCAGCCGUCCAUUGAUGAGGUCCGCACGCAGAUGCACAUGUUGCUAGGCAACGCCUUCAGCCUGGCACCCCCGGACCACGACCCCCCUUCUCCUCCAACUAACAGCCACCACCACCACCACCACCACGCCCACCGAGCCUACAACCCGUCCCACACCAGCCACUACAGCGACGGGGUGACCAGCGCUCCGGGGACCAUGAACCAUCCCUGUGGAGGCCGGCAGAGGAGUCUGGGCUACGAGGACAUGCACCAGUGUAGCCUGCCCAAACCAGGUUUCCGGUUCACCCAGCUUCCUGAUAUGGGCAUCGGGUCUCCCCCGCCACUGAUCCCCUCCAGACCAGGACCGCCACCUGGAACCUCAAUACGACGUUCCACCCCUGAUGUCAGUCUGAAGCCCCGGGUGUCGGAGGCCUCAGACCUGCAGGCCCAGCAGCUCAACGGGGCCCCAUACCUGCCGCUGUCCAGAACGCCAUUCCCCGCGGUCACGGUGGACCAGUCCAUCUCCACCUACUCAGGAAACCCAAUCACAGCCGUCUACGCUAUAUCGGCCAACCGUCCCGGUUACUCAGACUACUUCGUCAUGUCCCCGCCGUCCUCGUACCGCAGCCCGUCCUGGAUGUCCUACCCACCGGAGCCAGAAGACCUGCCGCGGCAGUGGAGCGACACACCGAACUCCCGUCACCUUGAAACCAUCUGCUGAAGUGGACACAGCCAGUAGCUCGGUGUCUCUUUGGAUGGCCAGAGGACUUCCCUCUCACUGAAAACUCUCUGGAACUUUAUCACCUCCUUCCCUUCGGCCCUCCUUCCUCCUGUCUGACUUAUUGAUCCCCAGUGAACCCCCCGACCCCCCCGGCCCCC
Messenger RNA from Centropristis striata (black sea bass), 5019 nucleotides. RefSeq names its product KIAA1549-like a. NCBI's taxonomy places the organism in Eukaryota, Metazoa, Chordata, Actinopteri, Perciformes, Serranidae. The record is from RefSeq and is a predicted model, not a curated record. The coding region runs from base 197 to 4861 and encodes 1554 amino acids. The transcript is spliced from 24 exons.